AUGCUUCGGCCUGUAGUAGUAUGCAGCACGCUUGCUCUUUUAGUUGGUCUUGUUGCCUUCCGAUCGUCUAUCUUCAAAAACGACGACGGGAAGAGACCAUGGCAGAAAGCGGAUCAUCAUCUAUCAAGAUUGCUGAGAGCUAGAGCAUUUGCUUCGUAUUCUAGCCGGCAACUGCCGGACCUACGUUUCGUGCUCCUCCAAGGAGAAAAGGAAACAUGUUGGGGGUCCCUUGUUCACGAUGAUAUUGUGUUGACUGCCGGCCAAUGCGAUGCCUACUUGCAGUUCAACGAUACCGCAUACGUUGGCUUUCCUCAAUUGUCACAGGCACAUCAGAUUGAUUUUAUAGAAGUUCAUCCCCGUUUUGAUUUCCCCUACGCAGAUUUCGCCGUGAUCAAAUUGGCAACCCCCGUGCCAAAUGCAAUCUUAAGACCCAUUAGUCAAAACCAGUCUGUACCCGCAAUCGGCAAUAACCAAGCCACAUUUAUGCGGCCUACGAGCCCAAGUGACAUGACGGACGUUGGUGUAUCACGACAGAGCCAACCCUCAGAAACAGAGAACGUACCAGUGCAGAUUCUUCCCAAGAGUACCUGCCAAGAGGUGUACCAACCUCCAAUUAUCCAUGCUCUCAUGAUUUGUGCGGCAGUCAAUGACACCAACAACAUCACCCAGAGCAACAGGUGCAUGAAUGAUGCUGGCAGCCCGCUGCUCGAUCAAGAUGGGUUCCAGAUUGGGAUUGCCAGUACAGGGAACGGGGGUUGCGGAAGCACUAGUGCCCCAGGACUAUUUUCUCGAGUGGCGUGGGCAUCGCCAUGGAUUCAACAAGUCAUAUGCGCUCUAUCAGCCUCUCCUCCUCCUGCCUGUGGAGUAGUUCGCACUGGCAUUGAACAAGAGCAGCCAUCGAAACCGGCAAGCACAAACCCAUUUACUCACUAUCAGGGUCAAAGAAGACUUUCUCUAUUCUAA
This is a messenger RNA of Seminavis robusta, 963 nucleotides long. The record is from the annotation of a GenBank genome assembly. NCBI's taxonomy places the organism in Eukaryota, Bacillariophyta, Bacillariophyceae, Naviculales, Naviculaceae.